AUGGUUUCAUUAUUCAAAGGGAGUAAAGUUCCACUCACGAAAGAGGGACCUACGUCUAAGAAGCCUCCGAAUACAGCAUUUAGACAGCAAAGACUAAAGGCAUGGCAACCUAUACUAUCACCUCAAAGCGUGCUUCCGUUGUUGAUAUUUGUCGCAUGUAUCUUCACUCCUAUUGGGAUUGGGCUUAUUGUGAGCGCUACUAAGGUACAAGAUCUAACAAUUGACUAUAGUCAUUGUGAUACUAAGGCCUCCACAACUGAUUUUGCUGAUAUACCAAAAAAAUACAUUAAACAUCACUUCAAGAAUAAACUUGAAAAUAAACCACAAUGGAAGCUUACUGAAGACGAAAGUGGAGAAAUGUCAUGUGAACUUCGGUUCGAAAUCCCAAACUACAUCAAGAAAUCUGUUUUUGUAUAUUAUAAGUUGACCAAUUUCUAUCAAAAUCAUCGCAGGUAUGUUCAAUCAUUUGAUACAAAGCAAAUUUUAGGGGAGCCUAUUAAGUUAGAUGACUUGGAUACAAGUUGUAGUCCUAUAAGGAGUAGGGAGGAUAAAAUAAUAUAUCCCUGUGGGUUGAUUGCUAAUUCUAUGUUCAAUGAUACAUUCUCUCAAAUUUUAAGUGGUGUUGACGAUACAGAAGACUACCAUUUGACGAACAAGGAUAUAUCGUGGAGUAUAGAUCGUCACAGAUUUAAAGUUACCAAGUAUAAUGCUAGUGAAAUUGUUCCACCACCAAACUGGAUGAAGAAGUAUCCCGAAGGAUAUACUGAUGAUAAUAUUCCUAAUAUUCAUACUUGGGAAGAAUUCCAAGUAUGGAUGAGGACUGCAGCGUUCCCCAAGUUUUACAAGCUAGCGUUGAAAAACGAAUCUGCUCCUUUGCCAAAGGGUAAGUAUCAAAUGAAUAUUGAAUUAAAUUAUCCAAUCUCACUAUUUGGUGGCACAAAAUCGUUUGUAUUAACCACAAAUGGUGCUAUCGGUGGAAGAAAUAUGUCACUUGGUGUAUUAUAUCUGAUUGUCGCAGGGAUUUGCGCUUUAUUUGGUAUUGCAUUUUUGGUCAAAUUGAUCUUCCAACCGAGAGCUAUGGGUGACCACACUUAUUUAAAUUUUGAUGAUGAAGCAAAUGAGGAUGAUGAGAAUACACACUCAGAAAAUGCCACAUUGAGAGAAAUUUUAUAA
Saccharomyces mikatae IFO 1815 is the source of this 1173-nucleotide messenger RNA. It is a transcript of the gene CDC50, whose product is annotated as aminophospholipid translocase regulatory protein CDC50. Gene Ontology annotation, cellular component: plasma membrane; Golgi apparatus; endoplasmic reticulum. Bases 1 to 1173 code for a protein of 390 amino acids. The record is from RefSeq and is a predicted model, not a curated record. NCBI's taxonomy places the organism in Eukaryota, Fungi, Ascomycota, Saccharomycetes, Saccharomycetales, Saccharomycetaceae. The transcript has a single exon.